Messenger RNA from Ipomoea nil (Japanese morning glory), 1634 nucleotides. RefSeq names its product metacaspase-4. The coding region runs from base 137 to 1396 and encodes 419 amino acids. The transcript is spliced from 2 exons. The record is from RefSeq and is a predicted model, not a curated record. Gene Ontology annotation, molecular function: cysteine-type endopeptidase activity. Lineage: Eukaryota; Viridiplantae; Streptophyta; Magnoliopsida; Solanales; Convolvulaceae. Gene Ontology annotation, biological process: proteolysis.
GGUAAUGGCGAAAUGUUGAUAACGUCCUUUUUGUACAGUAAACAGGGAGGGAGUAUAUACUGAUUGAUUGAUCGAGUCGUGAACGUGCGUGAUAAACGGUACUGAUCGCUGCAGAUUCAGAUCGAGCGGGAGAGAAAUGGCGAGGAAAGCAGUGUUGAUCGGAAUCAACUAUCCUGGCACCAAAGCCGAGCUCAAAGGCUGCGUCAAUGACGUCCGGCGAAUGCACCGCUGCCUCGUCGACCGUUACGGCUUCUCCGAGGACGACAUCACCGUCCUCAUCGACACCGACGCUUCCUACACCCAGCCUACGGGCCGCAACAUCCGCAGCGCUCUCUCCGAUCUCGUCAAAUCCGCCGGCUCCGGCGACUACCUUUUUGUCCACUAUAGCGGCCACGGUACCCGCCUUCCGGCCGAGACCGGCGAGGAAGACGACACCGGCUUCGAUGAGUGCAUCGUCCCUUCUGAUUUCAAUCUUAUCACCGAUGAUGAUUUUAGAGAGCUGGUGGACUCCUUGCCGCAAGGUUGCCGACUAACAAUAGUAUCUGAUUCAUGCCAUAGUGGUGGGCUUAUUGAUAAAGCCAAGGAGCAGAUUGGAGAGAGUACCCAUGACAAUGCUGAUGCUGAUGAUGCUGAUGAGGAUGGUGGUGGAUCAUCUCGAUUUGGAUUCAGGAAAUUCUUGCGUGGGAAAGCUGAGUCUCGUGGCAUUCACCUCCCAGGAUUUCAUCACCAUCAUGAACACGAUAGUGAGACUGAGAGAGAAAUAGUGAUUGAAUCAGAAUAUGGGGAUCAAACCCAUGUCAAGAGCAGAUCCUUGCCUUUAUCCACCCUUAUUGACAUUCUUAAGCAACAGACUGGUAAGGAUGAUAUUGAUGUUGGGAAUGUUAGGCCAACUCUUUUUGAUGUCUUUGGAGAAGAUGCAAGUCCUAAGGUGAAGAAAUUCAUGAAUGUCAUUUUUAAUAAACUUCAGAGUGGCGAAGGUACUGGAGGGGGUGGUGGCUUUUUGGGGAUGGUUGGGGGCUUGGCUCUGGAAAUUCUAAAGACUAAGCUUGAGCAAAACGAUGAGAAUUAUGUGAAACCUGCUCUGGAAACACCUGUAGGAAGCAAGCAAGACGCUUAUGCUGGACCAAGCCAAAAGGAUUUCCCAGACAAUGGCAUUCUCAUCAGUGGCUGCCAAACCGACCAAACAUCAGCUGAUGCUACUCCUAACAACAAUCCCCAGGAAUCAUAUGGCGCCCUCAGCAAUGCGAUUCAGACCAUACUCAAAGACUCAGAUGGGCCAGUCACUUACCAAGACCUUGUUCACAAGGCUAGGGAGAUGUUGGAAAAGCAAGGGUUCUCACAGCGCCCUGGUCUUUACUGCUCUGACUCUCAUGUUGGUUCUUCUUUUGUGUGCUGAUAGUAUAUUAUAAUAUCACCAACUUCAUGAGCAUAUAUUAUGAUGAUUAUGACUGAAAAACAGUACCAUAUCUGUAUUCUUCUUGCUUUGUGUUUGGUUUUUUUAGUUGGGCUUAAGAGUUUCUGUCCAGUGGAUUAAAUAAAGCUUUGACCAAAAUAUGUAUUGGUUUAUGUCUACUCUUUGUGUAAUUGGUACUAAAAGGAUUGUGUUUGAUUAAGGUUAUUUUUUACUAGUAAAA